Messenger RNA from Malassezia vespertilionis, 846 nucleotides. RefSeq lists its product as uncharacterized. Gene Ontology annotation, molecular function: peptidyl-tRNA hydrolase activity. Bases 1 to 846 code for a protein of 281 amino acids. The record is from RefSeq and is a predicted model, not a curated record. NCBI's taxonomy places the organism in Eukaryota, Fungi, Basidiomycota, Malasseziomycetes, Malasseziales, Malasseziaceae. The transcript has a single exon.
AUGCAAGCGCAUACACUGCCGCAGAUCGCGCGCGAGCUAUGCUGCAGUGGUACUGCGCCGCGGCCUGUGCUGCGCCGCACAGUCAUGCUGGCCGGUCUGGGUAACUAUAUACAUCCUACUACGCGGCACUCGAUCGGCCAAUUUGUCCUCGCGCCGCUCAUUGCACGUGCGGAGGUUCACGAUAGGAACGUACGGGCCCACAUUGCGUCGAUCAUGGCGCGGAGGCGGCCAGAGGAUGGAUUGCCGUCAUUUCCUCUGCCUGAUCCGGCGGAGCCACAGCCAUUUCGCAUGGUGCGUGCCGCAAAAGGAUGGCUCGCGCGUGUCACGACGCUGGUCGAUACGAUGCCCAACAAAGGCAUGGUGCAAUACCCAAAAGGUGCAUUUCCUCCGCAACGUUUUCCGUUGGUUAUGCUGGAUAUGAUUUUUUAUAUUCCGAAAGCGCUCAUGAAUGUCAAUGGGGGUGGGCUUGCAGCCGCAAUGACACAGUACCCAACGCUUGACAUUCCCAGAGACGUUUUGUUGCUGCAUGACGAGAUGGAGCGUGCAUUUGGCAAAGUGUCGAUAAAGUGGGAUGGUAGCGCCGCUGGUCAUAACGGAGUGCGCAGUGUGCAGAAUAUGCUGAAAAGCCGCGGCUUGGAGGAGAGUGUCGCGCGUGUAAGACUAGGGAUCGGACGUCCACCAGACGGUGAAUCAGUGUCUUCGUACGUGCUUGAAUCGAUGCCAGAUGCAUGGCUCGAUGCGUGCAUGCGUAUGCACGAAGAUGAUGGUGUUGGAAGACGUACAUGGGAUACAGUUGUAGCAUGGUGCUUGGAAACGACGCCAAGAGAGGCUGUAGCAGCGAGAUAG